AUGCUUUCACUCACCCUGAUAAUUUUCAGCUUCACGCUCGCAAGAGCAAUAUCCAUCUGGGACCCGACAGGCCCGUACCACGUCGGCUACACGCAACACAUCUUCAACCACACGACCCCAAACGACCCCACCGCGCCAGGAACCUUCAUGCUCCUCACCAUCUACUACCCCACCCUCCAAACCCCCCACACCACCGUCCCCUACCUCGACGCCAUCUCGGCCGGCAUCUUCGAAUCCACCAUCGGCCUCACGCCCCACUCCCUCUCGCAACUAACAACGCGCCUCCAAUUCCAAGCCCCGACCCUCCUCAACCACUCCCCCGCCUUCGCCAACGGCACCUCGCCCCACCCAACCCUCUUCUUCACCCCGGGCGCCGGCCUUCCCGCAUCCGCCUACACCGCGUACCUCAGCGAGCUCGCGUCUCACGGCCACGCCGUCGUCGCCAUCGACCACCCGGGUGAGGCGCCGUACCUGCCGCUGCCCUACAGCAACGGCGGUGGUGGUGUCUACGGCUACCCGGACUUCAGCGCGUACCCGCCGACGCCGGCCGAGGCGCAGGCCGUGUACGCGUUCCGCGUCGCCGACGUGCUGGCCGCGGCGAGCGAGCCGUUCUUUCCCAGCCUCGUGCGGCUGUACGGCGCGCCCUUCAACGUCACGCACUUCGGCGUGUUCGGGCACAGCGUCGGCGGUGCUGCGGCGGCGGGGGUGAUGGCGACUGCGGAGAGUGACGUGUUUGGUGGGGUUGGCGGGGCGAAUUUGGAUGGCUCGUUUUUGCAGUUGCUCGAUCCGGCGGGCGAGCAGGACGAUCCGGGUAUCGCGGCGCCGGAUUUAGAAAGUGUGGGCCCGUUUUUAGAGGUCGGGAGCGAAGUGCAUUUUGAGGGGAAUGCGAGCUCGGAUCCGACGUGGGCGCAUUUUAACGGUGCGCAGACUGGGUGGGUGCGGGAUGUGCAGGUGGAUGGGACGAGGCAUUUGGAUUUCAGCGAUAUUCCGCUGUGGAUCGAUUUGCUGGACCAGAGGGGCGUGUUGAAUCGCACGUGGGUGGGACCAAUUGAUGGAGUGAGGGUGACGACGCUGACGACUGCGCUGCUGAGGGAGCUUUUUGCGAGUGCAGAGGGAAAGGGAUUAGGCGGAGUGGAUUUUUGGGUGGAAGAGGCGCCGGAACUUCGUUUGUUGUUUGAGCAUCUGUAA
This is a messenger RNA of Lasiodiplodia theobromae, 1188 nucleotides long. RefSeq names its product Platelet-activating factor acetylhydrolase. Gene Ontology annotation, molecular function: 1-alkyl-2-acetylglycerophosphocholine esterase activity. The record is from RefSeq and is a predicted model, not a curated record. The transcript has a single exon. The coding region runs from base 1 to 1188 and encodes 395 amino acids. NCBI's taxonomy places the organism in Eukaryota, Fungi, Ascomycota, Dothideomycetes, Botryosphaeriales, Botryosphaeriaceae.